UAUAAAAACUUUGUGCUGAUCACUGGAUUCAAACCUUUUUCCUAGCUAUAUAUGGAGUGUACAGUACUGAAUUAUUUCAAGAUAUAGAUGAAACUUGAAAGCAUCUUCCGACAUCUGUAAGUAGAAAGAGAUCUACUCCAAAACAACAUGGUCAAUUCACACGUUUUCUCUUGAGUUAGUGAUCAGUGUUUACACAUCUCUUGGAUAUAUAACUAAUUUUGUUUUUUCGAUCUCUAUCCAAAUAUUUCCCAAGAAAGAAACAACCAGAUACCACUUCACGAAAAAAAAAAAUCACACGUACAAUGUUCUUAUUCUUAUAAUGAAAAGAAAUAUAUUAUCAUAUAAUGUUCUUAUUCCUUCAAUUUUUCAGAGUAUCGGUUUAUGUUUCUUUGUAUUUUAAAAAACCAUCGAAAAAUGUUCUGGUUGUUGUGUUUUCUUCGAUUCCAUACAUGUGUUCCCGAAAAGAAACCAGCAACGAAUAUGUAACAUUCAUGCAUUUCCCUUCUUUAUUGUUUUUUAAUAUCAUAUGGGAUCUUUGUAUAGCGUUCAAUUUCAAGUUCUUCUGUUAGAUCGCUUUAUUAGUAAUCUUUAUAAUAUCCAUUCCAUAACUUGUUCAAAUUUACACAUAACUUAUUAGUAAAAAGGCCUUUUCACGCGUCUCUACAGUUUUAAUAACAAAAACUCUCAUAUAAGUGAAAUGAUUUUUACGUGUCUCGAAAAUUAUCAUACCUAAGAAAAUAAACAAGUUAAAAAGGAAAAUACAAAACUUCAAUUUGACGUUUUGUUAUUCGCUUAUUCGUCUACGUUCACAUAGACAAAAAUGCUUCUAUAAAACCUUCAAAAUUGCUCACUCCAAAACCCUAACUAUAAUCUCUCUCCAACUCAUCUUCGUCUUCUUUGUUUCUAACGUUCAAAGCGUACUCAAUUUGAAACAAUACAAAACCUGAAACCCUAAGAUCUAAUACAAAUCCAAACCUCCUAAUAAAAAAAUAAGUGAUUCAAGAGAUUUAAAAAAAGAUGAUGCCCUUUGGAGCAGGUGAAUCGGAUGAAAGGAAAGAAGCCGAUGAUGAGGAGAACAUAUUUCCUUUCUUAUCAGCCCGAUCCCAAUACGACACACGUGCCAUGGUCUCAGCCUUGACUCAAGUCAUUGGAAACCAAAGCAGCACUCAUGAUAGUAAUCAACAACCCCCUGUAGAGUAUAAUCAACAAGAUCCUAUCCAACAUGUUCCUCCUACUCAAGAUCAAGGAAACUUGAGGAAGAGGCAUUAUAGAGGGGUAAGGCAACGGCCAUGGGGAAAAUGGGCUGCCGAAAUUCGGGAUCCACAAAAGGCAGCUCGAGUGUGGCUCGGGACAUUUGAGACCGCUGAAGCUGCGGCCUUAGCUUAUGAUGAAGCAGCUCUUAAGUUCAAAGGAAGCAAAGCCAAGCUCAAUUUCCCUGAGAGAGCUCAACUAGCAAGUAACACUAGUACCAUUACCGGUCUACCAAACUAUCACUCUUCUAAUAAUCAAAUGUAUUACUCAAAUCCGCAGACCAAUCCACAAACCAUGCCAUAUUAUAACCAAUACUACUAUAACCAAUAUCUUCAGCAAGGAGGAAACAGUAACGAUGCAUUAAGCUAUAGUUUGGCCGGUGGGGAAACUGGAGGUUCAAUGUAUAAUCAUCAGUCAAUAUCUAAUACAACUUCUUCAUCUUCUGGUGGAUCUUCAAGGCAACAACAAGAACAAGAUUACGCCAGAUUUUGGCAUUUUGGGGAUUCUUCUCCCAGUUCAGGUUUUUGAGAUUCUCAUAAAAGUAAUAAGGGAUUUCGAGCGACUUGUUGAGAAGAUCAUAUGUUCCUUGAGUGUUUUCUAUUUUCGUUAUGCAUGUGUGUUGUUUCUGAUCAUUUUGUUUAUUUCUUCUUUCAAGAAUUUUCUUGGGGUUCUUUGUUAACAAUCCUUGGAUUUGGAUUUAGUUUCAUACUAUAAUAAAUUCGCUGAUUCAAAAGUGACAUCCUUAAUUAUUGGAUUAGUCUCAAA
Molecule: messenger RNA, 2016 nt
Organism: Brassica napus (rape)
Lineage: Eukaryota; Viridiplantae; Streptophyta; Magnoliopsida; Brassicales; Brassicaceae
Product: ethylene-responsive transcription factor ERF115-like
Exons: 2
Coding region: 1018-1779 (253 amino acids)
Biological process (GO): regulation of DNA-templated transcription; ethylene-activated signaling pathway
Molecular function (GO): DNA-binding transcription factor activity; DNA binding
Source: RefSeq, a predicted model, not a curated record